AUGGUGUCCACAGACCACACCCUACAGUUACUCAUCAAUUAUGGUGACAAAAGUCUCUCGCUAUGCAACCAAACCCUUCCGCAAGUUGCCAUAGAAUACGGGAAUGGUAGCAAUAUCGGCCUCGCCAUCCACAAGAGCGCUCGUCUUCUUGAGGCAUUCCUGGGCAAGAAAUUUGCCAAUCUCAAAGCACCAGCACCGGGUACCUUUGCGCCGGUCUUUGUCAGCUGCUCAGAAGCACCUGUUCUUGUGGAUCCUAUCACGAAAUCCAUGCGAUGCUACAAGGAGUGUGUAGCCGCUCUCGACUUGGCCUGCGAGUUCGUCACCCAAACGGGGCUCAUCCGAGUACGCGGUGCUCAAGGGAAUCUUGGGCUCAUGACGAUUGACGGCUGCCAGGGCCACGAGGGCGAUAUUGUGUUCCUCGUCAUGGGGGGCACAAAUGAGUUCAGUGGUCUCUGUUUUACCAGCGACACGGUAGGCAUAAUGAAAUCUUGA
Molecule: messenger RNA, 492 nt
Organism: Pyricularia grisea
Lineage: Eukaryota; Fungi; Ascomycota; Sordariomycetes; Magnaporthales; Pyriculariaceae
Exons: 2
Coding region: 1-492 (163 amino acids)
Source: RefSeq, a predicted model, not a curated record